Molecule: messenger RNA, 588 nt
Organism: Saprolegnia parasitica CBS 223.65
Lineage: Eukaryota; Oomycota; Saprolegniomycetes; Saprolegniales; Saprolegniaceae
Exons: 2
Coding region: 1-588 (195 amino acids)
Source: RefSeq, a predicted model, not a curated record
AUGUCGCGGGUUCUAUUCCUCCUCGCCGCUCUCGCCGUCACGGUGUCUGCCAUCGCGCCAGUACCAACAACGCCGCACUUUCCGUGCUACGAGUGUGCUACGAACGGCAGCUGCGCCCACGCAAGCUGGACUGGCGACGCUGGCAAAUACUGCGGCACGUUUUCCAGCAAGACCACGCUCGUGCCGCAGUGGUGCUGCUGCGCCGUGGCCCAAGCGUGUCCGGUUGCCGGUCGGGAUACGCUGUGUGCUUGCUAUGGACCGACACCGGCGCACCCAACACCCGUGGCCGACUCGAGACUUCGGAUCUUCUUCGGGCUCCUUUUCGGACCGGGCGUCAUCUUCAUUCUCUACACGCUGUCGACGACGCCGACGCCGAAGCUUGUGCUGCCGAAGCCGAAGCUCGCGCAUCUGCGGCGGCCGCUGAAACGCGACGGCUCGAGGCCAGCCGCGAAUACAACCCGCGUCGGCUUGCGCAAGAAAAUAAGGCGCGUCGGGUCGCGCGCGAGGAAGAAGCGCGGCAGCGAGAUUUCGAUCAAUAUCCGCAAGCCAUCCUGGUCUCGACGAUUCCGACUUCCACCAAAGACGUGA